ACUCCUCCCGCUGUGAUUGGCUGCUUUCCUUACGCACUCCUCUCGAAGUGAGGGCUGAAGGUGAAAUUUGUCCUCCUGUGUCUGAACCUUAUCGUCGCGAUUAUGUCAUCCUGUGCCCUUUACAGCACGCGCGCACAUCUGUGCAGACGACUGGCACAACAAUAUUUAAGUAGGACGUACGCCACAAGACCAUCUCUAAAUGAAGUUGUUAUCGUCAGUGCUGUCAGGACCCCAAUGGGGUCCUUUAGAGGAAGCCUCUCCGCUGUACCUGCAACCAAACUGGGCUCUAUUGCCAUAAAAGGAGCCAUUGAGCAAGCAGGAAUCCCUUUGGAGGAGGUAAAGGAGGUUUACAUGGGGAAUGUGUUGCAAGCAGGUGAAGGACAAGCUCCAACCAGACAAGCUCUUUUGGGUGCUGGUCUCCCACUGUCCACCCCAGCAACCACGAUUAAUAAAGUCUGUGCCUCCGGGAUGAAAUCCAUCAUGAUGGCUUCUCAGAGUCUCAUGUGUGGACACCAGGACGUGAUGGUAGCUGGUGGAAUGGAAAGCAUGUCUCAGGUUCCCUAUGUCAUGGCCAGAGAAGCGCCCCCUUAUGGUGGAGUAAAGCUGGAGGAUCUGAUCGUAAGGGACGGGUUGACGGACGUCUACAACAAAUUCCACAUGGGUAACUGUGCCGAAAACACAGCCAAGAACAGCGGGAUUUCCAGAGAGGAGCAGGAUGCGUAUGCCAUUAACUCCUACAGUCGCAGCAAAGCAGCAUGGGAAGCUGGUCUCCUGGCUAAGGAGGUGGUUCCCGUGAGCAUUCCUCAAAGAGGCAAACCAGACAUCGUUGUGAAGGAAGAUGAAGAAUAUAGAAAGGUUGAUUUCACCAAAGUUCCCAAACUAAAGGCUGUGUUCCUUAAAGAAAACGGCACGGUGACGGCAGCUAACGCUAGCACUCUGAACGACGGGGCGGCAGCUCUUGUGCUAAUGACGGCGGAUGCAGCAAAACGGCUCAACGUCACGCCACUCGCCAGAGUCGCUGCUUUUGCCGAUGCCGCUGUCGCCCCCAUCGACUUCCCCAUCGCUCCGGCCUUUGCUGUCCCCAAAGUUCUGCAAGCAGCCGGUGUAAAGAAAGAAGACAUAGCCAUGUGGGAGAUCAAUGAAGCAUUCAGCGUCGUCGUUCUAGCCAACAUCAAGAUGUUAGACAUCGACCCCAACAAAGUCAAUAUAAACGGAGGAGCGGUUUCCCUCGGACAUCCAAUCGGAAUGUCGGGGGCGAGGAUCGUGGGACACAUGGCGCACAAUCUGAAAUCAGGACAGUAUGGACUCGCUAGUAUCUGCAAUGGAGGAGGCGGCGCCUCUUGUAUUCUGAUUCAGAAGUAUUAGGACUGUACAUUCAUAAACACUCCUGAAGGAAUGUAGGGUUAACUUAUUUUGUAAUUUAGGCAAGUAGACUACACCAGAAAUAUCUCCAUGCCUUACCGUGAGCUCUCCGUCUCUCCAGACUAGGUCACUCCUGUUUUUCUCUAAAAACAUAAUCAAAGCAUUAGAGGCUCAUGCAAUGUUGAUUGAGUGUAACAUUCAUUGCAUAUCUUUUUAUGUGGUGGUCUUUUCAAUGUAAUGCGUAAAUGAAAGGAUUUAGAUUUAUUGAAAAUGAAUAAAAAAAGAGAUUGUUAAUUG
Misgurnus anguillicaudatus (oriental weatherfish) is the source of this 1659-nucleotide messenger RNA. It is a transcript of the gene acat1, whose product is annotated as acetyl-CoA acetyltransferase 1. Gene Ontology annotation, biological process: fatty acid beta-oxidation. The record is from RefSeq and is a predicted model, not a curated record. Gene Ontology annotation, cellular component: mitochondrion. Gene Ontology annotation, molecular function: acetyl-CoA C-acetyltransferase activity. NCBI's taxonomy places the organism in Eukaryota, Metazoa, Chordata, Actinopteri, Cypriniformes, Cobitidae.